GUUCCUUGUCACGAGUCUGCAGGGAAUUACCUUAAAACUCCUAGAGGAAGAUGCACAGAAACAGCCUAUACUGAAUGGACAGUUUGGAGAAAGAUUUCUUAACUGGUAUUCCGGUCCAAGGCCAACAAAGUUUACAGAACGACCUCGGCCCGGAGUCCAAAUGAUCUGUUCUUCUUUUAGUGCUGGUGGAAUGUUUUUGGCCACUGGGAGCACAGAUCACAUCAUUAGGGUUUAUUUCUUUGGAUCAGGUCAGCCAGAGAAGAUAUCAGAGUUGGAGUUUCAUACUGACAAAGUUGACAGCAUUCAGUUUUCUAAUAGUAGUAGCAGAUUUGUGAGUGGAAGCCGUGAUGGAACAGCACGAAUCUGGCAAUUUAAGCGAAGGGAGUGGAAAAGCAUUUUGCUGGAUAUGGCUACUCGCCCAGCAGGACAAAGUUUACAAGGAGUGGAAGAUAAAAUCACAAAGCUGAAAGUGACCAUGGUGGCAUGGGACCGCCAUGACAACUCUGUUAUAACUGCAGUAAAUAACAUGACUCUGAAAGUUUGGAAUUCUUUCACUGGCCAACUCAUUCAUAUUCUCAUGGGACAUGAAGAUGAAGUGUUUGUACUUGAACCUCAUCCGUUUGAUCCGAGAGUUCUUUUCUCUGCUGGACAUGAUGGAAAUGUCAUAGUUUGGGAUUUGGCAAGAGGGGUCAAAAUCCGGUCUUACUUCAACAUGAUUGAAGGACAAGGACAUGGUGCAGUUUUUGACUGCAAGUGCUCUCCUGAUGGACAGCAUUUUGCAUGUACAGAUUCUCACGGUCACCUUCUGAUUUUUGGCUUUGGUUCCAGUAGCAAAUAUGACAAGAUAGCCGAUCAGAUGUUCUUUCAUAGUGAUUAUCGGCCCCUUAUCCGUGAUGCCAACAACUUUGUCCUGGAUGAACAGACACAGCAAGCUCCACACCUUAUGCCUCCCCCAUUUUUGGUUGAUGUGGAUGGCAACCCUCAUCCUGCAAGGUAUCAAAGGCUGGUUCCUGGUCGUGAGAACUGCAGGGAGGAACAGCUUAUUCCUCAGAUGGGAGUGACAUCUUCAGGAUUGAAUCAAGUUCUUAGUCAACAAGCAAAUCAAGAAGUUAGUCCGUUGGAUAGCAUGAUUCAACGACUUCAGCAAGAGCAGGACCAGAGGCGUUCCGGGGAGGCAGGAACCAGUAGUAACAGCCGGAUUAGCAGAGGAUCUGUAAGUUCUACCUCAGAAGUACAUUCGCCACCAAAUAUAGGAUUGAGACGUAGUGGACAAAUUGAAGGUGUGCGUCAGAUGCACAGCAACGCACCAAGAAGUGAAAUAGCCACUGAGCGGGACCUUGUGGCGUGGAGUCGAAGGGUUGUAGUGCCUGAACUGUCUUCUGGUGUGGCCAGUAGGCAGGAAGAAUGGAGAACAGCAAAGGGAGAAGAAGAAGUAAGGGUGUAUCGAUCAGAAGAGAAAAGAAAACACGUAAUGAGUCACAUUCAAAGAGAAAACAAAAUCCCUACUUUCCCUAAGAACCAUUCUCAUGAUCAUUUACUAGACACUAGCGACUCCAGAAAGCAGCAAGCUAAUCAGCACAACUACCGUACAAGAUACGCCGUAGAAGAAACUGCAAGGCCUGCUGAAGAGUUAGAAAAUGGACACAGUUCCUCAGAUGAAGGGGAAGUAGCUGUUGCCAGCGGUGGGACAUCAGAAGACGAUGAAAGAGCGUGGCACAGUGAUGGCAGCUCUAGUGACUACUCUAGUGAUUAUUCUGACUGGACAGCAGAUGCAGGAAUCAAUCUGCAACCACCAAAGAAAAUUCCUAAAAUUAAAACAAAGAAAGCUGAAAGUAGUUCAGAAGAUGAAGAAGGACCUGAAAAACAAAAGAAGCAAAUGAAAAAAGAAAGGAAAAAAGGAAUUGAAGAGAAAGAUGGACCAUCAACAUCACCAAAGAAGAGAAAACCCAAAGAGAGAAAACAGAAG
Pterocles gutturalis (yellow-throated sandgrouse) is the source of this 1966-nucleotide messenger RNA. RefSeq names its product PH-interacting protein-like. The transcript has 15 exons. The annotation marks the transcript as partial. NCBI's taxonomy places the organism in Eukaryota, Metazoa, Chordata, Aves, Pterocliformes, Pteroclidae. Gene Ontology annotation, molecular function: protein binding. Gene Ontology annotation, cellular component: nucleus. Gene Ontology annotation, biological process: regulation of cell shape; cytoskeleton organization; regulation of transcription by RNA polymerase II. The record is from RefSeq and is a predicted model, not a curated record.